Molecule: messenger RNA, 4152 nt
Organism: Aegilops tauschii subsp. strangulata
Lineage: Eukaryota; Viridiplantae; Streptophyta; Magnoliopsida; Poales; Poaceae
Source: RefSeq, a predicted model, not a curated record
CAUAUCCUGUUAUCUAUAUAUGCGGAGCUGCUGCUACUACAACUACUUGACAACCAAACCAAGCAAUGGCAAUGGGGGUCAUGAGUUUGCUAUGCUCAUUCCUGGCCGUCCUGACUACUGCGAUUGCGAUCGUGACCGCUAGCGACGAGGCUGCGUUGCUGGCUUUCAAAGCGCAGGUCAGCGAUGGCGGCUCGCUGGCCUCCUGGAAUAGCAGCGCCAGCUUUUGCAGCUGGGAAGGUGUGACAUGCAGCCACCGACGGCCAGCGCGGGUGGUGGCGCUGAGAUUGAACAACAAGGCGCUCGCCGGAGAACUCUCCCCGGCCAUCGGGAACCUCACGUUCCUGCGGACGCUCAACCUGAGCUUCAACUGGUUCCACGGGGAGAUACCAGCGAUCCUUGGCCGCCUCCGCCGCCUGCAUAGGCUCGACUUGGGCGACAACUCCUUCUCCGGCACAUUACCAGUGAACCUGAGCUCAUGUGUCAGCAUGGCCAUAAUGGGACUGCUAAAUAACAAGCUUGGCGGGCGCAUCCCGGCUGAGCUCGGCGAGAAGCUCACGUCCCUGGUAAGGCUAUCACUGAGUAACAACAGCUUCACAGGGCUCAUCCCUCCAUCACUGGCCAAUCUGUCCCAUUUGGAAAUCCUUGAUCUCUCACGCAACCAGCUCGUGGGCUCAAUCCCACCAGGGCUCGGAAGCAUUCACGGCAUGCAACAGUUCAGUAUCGCCAGAACCUCAUCAACGGUACGAUUCCAACUUCUCUCUACAAUUGGUCAUCGCUAGAACUAUUUGAUGUAGGGACAAAUAUGUUGUACGGCAUUUUGGAUGAUUUCGGAAACAAGUUCCCCAGGUUGGAAUAUCUUGGCUUGUCUGGUAAUCACUUCACUGGAACAAUCCCGUCCUCAAUAUCCAACAUAUCGUCCCUCAUAUCAGUUGGCUUUGAUAGCAACAGAUUUAGUGGGUACUUUCCUCCCACAAUUGGGAAGCUGGGAGCACUUCAAUAUUUGAACUUGAAUAACAAUAAGCUUGAAGCGAAUGACAACAAGGGGUGGGAAUUCAUCACGUCUUUGGCAAACUGCAGCUAUUGGGACUCGGCAUCAAUUCUUUUGAAGGACAACUACCAGGUUCAAUUGUGAACCUGUCAACGGCUCUCCAAUACUUGUACUUAGGCGACAAUAGGAUCUCUGGGAGUAUUCCUGCAGAUAUAGGCAAUUUGGUUGGUCUACAAACACUUGUGAUAGCAAACACUUCCAUGUCCGGAGUGAUUCCAAAGAGCAUUGGUAAGCUAGAGAACUUGAUCGAUCUAGCUUUGUACAACAAUAGCUUGUCUGGGCUCAUACCGCCAUCGCUAGGAAACCUUUCACAAUUGAAUAAGCUUUAUGCACGUAAUAGCAACUUGGAGGGACCAAUUCCGCCAAGCCUGGGGAAGUUGAAAAACCUCUUUGUACUUGAUCUAAAAAUGAAUUACCGUCUCAAUGGUUCAAUACCCAAAGAAAUUUUCAGAUUACCCAGCCUUUCUUGGUAUUUGGACUUGUCAUACAAUUCCCUUUCCGGACCCCUUCCUAAUGAAGUUGGUAGCUUGGCAAACCUUAACCUACUAGUUCUAUCAGGAAACCAGUUGUCUGGCAAGAUACCCGACAGUAUACAGAACUGCAUGGUAUUGGAACAAUUAUUCUUAGACAACAAUUCCUUUGAGGGAAACAUACCUCAGUCACUGACAAAUAUAAAGGGGCUCAGUAUAUUAAACCUGACCAUGAAUAAGUUCUCUGGUAAUAUUCCUGAUGCCCUUGGCAAUAUUGGAAACCUGCAAGAGUUGUACGUAGCACACAACAACUUGUCAGGAUCAAUCCCAUUAGUUCUACAGAAUUUGUCAUCAUUGUCUGAAUUGGAUAUAUCCUGCAAUAAUUUGCAAGGCGAGGUGCCACAUGAAGGUGUUUUCAGAAACAUCACUCACUUAGCGGUUGUUGGGAAUGUCAAUUUGUGUGGUGGUACACCUAAACUUCAUUUGGCUCCGUGCCCCACAAGGGUCUUAAGCAAGAAGAGAAAAAAGAUGCCAAAGUCCCUUGUAAUUUCUGUAGCAGCAGUUGGAGCAAUCGUGUUCUCACUUUCAGUGAUUGUUCUUGUUUGGAGACUUUGUAAGAAGCUCAAAUCAAGCCAGAAGACAGUAGCAAAAGAUUCAAUUGUUGAUGGCCAUUACAGAAGAAUCCCCUAUCCUGCAUUACUGAAAGGAACUAACGAAUUUUCAGAAGCCAACUUGCUUGGGAGAGGAAGUUACGGUGCGGUUUAUAAGUGUGUUUUGGACAACGAAGAAAGAACAUUGGCUGUCAAGGUGUUUAACCUUGGUCAAUCUAGGUAUUCGAAGAGUUUUGAGGCUGAAUGUGAGGCUAUGAGAAGGAUACGACACCGUUGUCUCAUUAAGAUCAUUACUUCUUGUUCGAGCAUCAACCACCAAGGUCAAGAGUUCAAGGCAUUGGUUUUUGAAUUCAUGCCCAAUGGUAACUUGGAUAGCUGGCUUCAUCAACCAUCUCAAGAUCCCACUACAAACAACACGCUCAGCCUUACCCAGAGGUUUGAUAUUGCUAUCGAUAUUGUGGAUGCAGUAGAAUAUCUGCACAACUACUGCCAACCGUUGGUGAUCCAUUGUGAUCUUAAGCCAAGCAACAUUCUUCUUGCUGAAGACAUGAGCGCCCGAGUUGGAGACUUUGGCAUAUCAAGAAUCCUUCAAGAAAAUACAAGUGAGGGGAUGCAAAGUUCAUAUGGCUCAAUUGGAAUUAGAGGUUCCGUAGGCUAUGUUGCUCCAGAGUAUGGAGAAGGCUCUGCGGCCUCUACAGCUGGUGAUAUUUAUAGCCUUGGCAUAUUGCUGCUUGAGAUGUUUACGGGAAGAAGCCCAACAGAAGGCACGUUCGGAGAUUCAUUGGGUCUGCAUAAGUUUGUCGAGGAUGCUCUUCCAGAUAGGACCUUGGAGAUAGCUGACCCGACAAUGUGGUUGCACAGCGGACAACACAAUAACACUACAAGUAUUAGAAUUCAGGAGUUAUUGGUUUCAGUCUUGAGCCUUGGCAUAUCCUGCUCAAAGCAACAUCCUCGUGACCGAGCACUGACAAGUGAUGCAACAGCGAAGAUGCAUGCAAUCAGAGAUGCAUACCUCAAGUUCAUAGGGGAGCAUGGAGCAGAACCAGAAGCCUCGACUCAAGAAAUUCAGAGCAGCAUUGCAUAAACAAGCUGGCACAAGACAUGAUCCUGCACACUAGAAAAAUUAUGUGUCAUUUCAGUGAGUAAUUGUUCUCAGAGCUAUGUGUGUUGCUUUACAACUGUAUCAAAUAAAUACAAAACCAUCGUGUUGUGCAAUAAUAGCCCAACAGCAAGUUGUAGGUUGAUUCAUAAAGCAUGCAGUGUAAUUGUUUUCCCAUUGUCAAAACUGUACACAUGGAGGCAACAUUAUUGCUUGAUGCUUCAGUAGACCUGAAGUUGCAGAGAGUUUCAUUUUUUUCUUCUUACUUUUAUUAUUCCUCGCUUUUGUAAGCAAAACAAUCCGAUUUUAUUUGUUUAUAUCCAAAACAAAGUGCAUCGGAUCAGAUUAAUAACACUAGAAUAAUCACAAACAUAUUUUCCUUUGUGAACAAGCUUUCUUCCUUCAUUAAUUAAUAAGUAGUAAUAAGGUAGUACAACCUAGAGCGCUUGGUUUCUGUCUUCAGAAUUGGUGUAUCCUGUCUUUAGGUAGUACAAUCAGACUUUUUGUUAAAGAGUACAUUACCGUCCAUGUGCACAAACAAACUUGGGGUACAAACUAAUGCACAUUAGAUCUGUCUAAAAUCUGAUUCUCAAUAGGGGAAAAAGCUAUCUGUCAAUAAAAUAAACAGAAAUCAUAGGUUAGAAAGCAUAUCCUGUCUUGAGGUAGUAAAGUCAGGCUGCUUGUUAACAGAGUAUAUACUUUCCAUGUGCAGAAACAGAUACUAGAAUUUAGAGCACAAGCAGCCUACCCAAAAUCUGAUUCUCAGAAAAAUAAAUCUAUUUGUCCAAAAGAUAAUCAGAAUCACGGACUAGAAAGCAUCAGUACCAUUCAUUCAGAGAACAGCUUGCAGAAGCAGCAGCAGGGUAAUCCUUAUAACCAGAGACUAACCAUCCGCCUUCUAUUAAUUCCCUUAGUAAAAAGAAA